Molecule: messenger RNA, 1581 nt
Organism: Sphenostylis stenocarpa
Lineage: Eukaryota; Viridiplantae; Streptophyta; Magnoliopsida; Fabales; Fabaceae
Source: the annotation of a GenBank genome assembly
AUGAAGACUUUACUUCAAGAUUCAAAAGGAAAAGGUGAACUCACACGUGCCAUGCCCAGAGGGGGUGAUGGAAGAAAAGAAAAAAAGUUAGGGAAAGCGACGUUGUUGGCUGGGGGGAAGACCCUCGUGGUGAUCGCAUGGGUGGAGAUUUGGAUGAUGCUCAUCAUGCCUGUUCCUACUUCUGACAUUUUUACCUCAGCCGUUGAUGUAGGAACUGAUUCACUCCUCGCCCAAAUCUUCAGCCUUGUUAGGAAAACUUUAGAAAAGCAAAACCAGUCUCGUCACCCAAAAAAAUGUGACAUGAACGACGAUGUGAUGUAUAUAGUUAUCCGGUCAAUGGAAUUGUUUGUGUUGUGGAGCGGGACUUAUCCAGUGGUGCAAAGCAAAGAUGACGUGAAAGUUAUCCAAAAAGAUGAGAGUGUGAAGCAGGGUUGUAUUAUUUUGGGGGCAAAUGUCAUGAUUGAGAUAACUGGCCUUGCUGACAUAAAGUCAUCAUUGAACUUACACACCACUCCCACCCAUUCUCUCUCCUUUCUAUAUAAUCUCAACCCACACGGCCCCCCUUACCACUCCAACACUCCCUGCUUUUCAUCCCCUUCUUACUCUAUCUCUCUCUCUCCUCCUUAUUCCCGACCUCAAACUCAAUCCCUCGUUACCCAACUUCUUCACACGCUAAUUUUUAUAAAGCUAGAGAUGAUGGUCCAAAAGGAAGAUCUGGGUUUGAGUUUAAGCCUCAACUUCCGUCACAACAUCCCACAUCCUCAACAUCUCACUCUCAUGUCUUCCUCUACUCAUUCAUCUUCCCCUUCUGCUUCCAAUCCUCUUAAACCCUCUUGGAACGAGGCUUUCGCUUCUUCGGAUCGAAACUCGGACACAUGCAGAGGCGAAACCCGAUCUUUCCUGCGUGGAAUCGACGUGAAUCGGUCACCUUCGGCCGUGGACAUGGAAGAGGAAGCGGGAGUUUCUUCUCCGAACAGCACCGUUUCGAGCGUGAGCGGGAAACGAAGCGAGCGAGAACCCAACGGAGAAGAACACGACAUGAACAGAGCCUGUUCACGCGGAAUCAGCGACGAAGAAGACGGUGAAACAUCAAGGAAAAAACUCAGACUCUCCAAAGACCAAUCAGCUAUUCUCGAAGAAAGCUUCAAAGAACACAAUACCCUCAACCCCAAGCAAAAGUUGACACUGGCAAAACAGCUAGGCCUUCUACCAAGACAAGUUGAGGUCUGGUUCCAGAACCGAAGGGCAAGGACUAAGCUGAAGCAAACCGAGGUGGACUGCGAGGUGUUGAAAAGGUGCUGCGAGAAUCUGACGGAGGAAAAUAGAAGGUUGCAGAAGGAAGUUCAGGAGCUUAGAGCACUCAAACUUUCCCCUCAGUUUUACAUGCAAAUGACCCCACCCACCACACUCACUAUGUGCCCUUCUUGCGAGCGCGUGGCUGUUCCCUCCUCCGCCGUUGAUGGCGCCACGCGUCACCAUCCCAUGGCACAGGCCCAAGCCCACAAUCGGGCCAUACCCAUUGGGCCGUGGGGUUCUGCAGGUCCCGUUCCACACCGGGCUUUCGAUGGUUUCCACCACUGA